Messenger RNA from Schistocerca americana (American grasshopper), 600 nucleotides. RefSeq names its product translation initiation factor IF-2-like. The transcript has a single exon. The record is from RefSeq and is a predicted model, not a curated record. The coding region runs from base 1 to 600 and encodes 199 amino acids. Lineage: Eukaryota; Metazoa; Arthropoda; Insecta; Orthoptera; Acrididae.
AUGUCGUCCAUCUCGGCGCAGGGCGUGGUGGAGCGCGCUAGCGCGGAGCUCACCAAGCGCAUCAACGGGCUGGGUCUGCGCGCCGCGGGCAAACACCACCGGGCGCCGUCGCCCGCGCCGGCCGCCAACGGCGGUGGGGAGGUGGUGGUCGCCGCCGCCAAGGCCAGCGUCAUGGAGCGUGUCACCAACGCGCUAUGUGGCGGAGGCGGAGGCGGCGCCGGCGCUCCGGAGAAGCCGUCGCGGCUGCGCCCGUCGGGAAAGGCGCCGGCCCCCGCGUCGGCGUCCGCGGCGUCGCCCGCCGUCGUCAACGGCAGCGGCGGCGGCGGCGGCGUCGCGGCGUCGCCAGGGACGCCGCAGCUGUCCCGCCGCGGCGCGCCGCCCCCGCCACCCCCGGGUGCCACCCCCGCGGCCUCCAGGCCGGGCCGCCGACAGCCGCAACUGCAACACCGCCGACAGCCCAACUCCUGGGAACAGCUGCUCAUGGACGAGAUGUUCCUCGCCAGGUUCUUCCUGCAGUAUUUCUCCGCCGCCGAACGCAGGCCGCUGGCACAGGUGUGUGAGCGUGCGCUUGUCCUUACUAACGCCGGUGGCUCUAGCUAG